Epithele typhae is the source of this 1794-nucleotide messenger RNA. RefSeq lists its product as uncharacterized. Bases 1 to 1794 code for a protein of 597 amino acids. The record is from RefSeq and is a predicted model, not a curated record. Lineage: Eukaryota; Fungi; Basidiomycota; Agaricomycetes; Polyporales; Epitheliaceae. The transcript has 5 exons.
AUGACCUCGUCAAGCGUGAGUUCUGCUCCGAAGUGGCUCCACGAACUUGCCGAACCACCGGUCUCCACCGAAGAGCUCCCCCCUUGGGUUUUCUACGUUGACCACUACUCUGCUCAUACAUCUGUCCCAUUGCCGAAGGCGCAGGACUUCCGGGCAUUGCCAAGCACAUUUCGCUCAGUAAUUCACCCCAGUGAUCAUCGCACGCGACUACCGCUGUGGCUCGUUGACCUAUGGCGACAAUUGCGCGACAUUGACACGCACCGGCGCAACAUCGUGUCUGGACUACAUUGGCUGCACAGAUUCCAAGAACAGAAUGACCUCGACUACAACAUUUUUGGAGAAGCCAUCUGGCCCAUCUUCCUGCGCCCGGCUUUGUUGCAUCCAUGGUGCGAUAUUUUCACAUCCCUCAUUACCGACCACCGCGACAUCAACGACGAGGUCAUGGAUGCGGCAACAGCGGUCGCGAAAUUCAAAGCUGACGCUCUGGGUGGAACACAACAUUAUUACUCCUCCCUCAUUUCCCAGCUCCAGCCCGUGGAUCUUGUCGACCUGUUCAGCAAACGCGCGGCUCAAGGUGACUUUACCGUGGACAGUAUCAUCUACAUCCCAUGGAUUCUAGGCGACCACUGGAUCUUCGCCAUCAUCAACAUCCCCGGUCGUGAUAUAUGCAUCGGUGACACCACUCACCAGAGCGACCAUGAUGGCCAGCUUGAAGUCGCCAAGCGAACGAUGAGCCGAAUCGCUCAUGCGGUAGAAGCGUCGGUCAGCCAGACUCGCACGGACUGGUAUGUCCAGGAAUACAAGUUUCGCUGUGGGAUUCAGGACACCCCCUUCCCUUCCGGUGUUGCCAUUGCCGUGACUCUGGUGGGGGCUGUGGUUGAUGAGGCGAAGCCAAUGUCAUCCGAACACGAGGAUUCACACCGGAUCGCUGUAUUCUUCGAGAUCCUAGAAAACCUCCCCACAAAACAUGUCGAUCCCAACAGCUACCAGAAGAGUGUUUGGGAGUUGGAAGACGACCGUGAUGUUUCGUCAUUACCGCCCUCUACUGGCGUUGCCCCCCCCCGGUUGCCGGUCCUUACCGAACCACUCACAGUCCCCUCGACGUGUCCAGCAUCACCACCGAGUCGGUCCGCUUCACCACCGGCGUUCACUCGCCAACUGGCACGUCCGCGGACGCUGGACUCCCACCCAACGGCAGUGAAUGCGGCAACCCCACCACCUGCCUUCGUGCGGGCAGUUGCCCGUCCGGUCUCCCCUUCCUCCUCGUCCCCACCAGCAUUCGCACGGAGGCUCUCUACCUGGUCCUCUUCACCACCGGCGUUCACCCGCCAACUUGCGCAUCCGCCAACGCCUGACUCCCGCUUGACGGCAGUGAAUGCACCACCGACGCGGUCGCCUUCACCUCCUGUGUUCACCUGCCAGCUCGCACGUCCGCCAACACCGGAAUGCCGCCAAUCGGUAUUGAAUGGGAAAACUUCACCACCGGCCUUCGUGCGGGCAGUUGCCCGUCCCUCCUCCCCUCCCUCCUCCACACCGGCAUUCACUCGGGGGCUCGCUCUCCCAUCCUCGUCCUCGACCAAUCCGCAGACGUGGAAGUGUCAACUCCGCGAAGAGUCAACAGUGAUGAGGGCGAGUGAGCGAGCUCGUGCAAGCACGAGAUCGCUCGCACGUGCGGCGCUGGCGAAGGCGAAGGGAGUCGAAGUCGUGGGCGAGAGCGUGGGCGAGAGCGUGGGCGUGGGCGUGGGCGAAGUCGAAGUCGAAGGCGAAGGUGAAGGCGAAGGCGAGACGAGGUGA